GACCCGAUCGGAUAGCGUAGCGCCCAUUGUGCCUGCCAUAUUGACGAGCGUUGCCUGAAAAGGGAGGGCACAGUCGCGAAGAUUCGAGGAGAUUCCACUGCCUUCGACAGACGAGCAUCCUUUUAUCGCCUUCUCUCCUCCCCCGCCCUCCUCACCUUCCCUGCCCGUACCCGUCCAAGCCACUCACAGUCCCCCCAGCUCAUCCUCCCCUUCAGUCCUCUGUCCACACCAUGGUCAAGGAAACCAAGUACUACGACCUCCUCGAGGUCUCGCCCGACGCUUCCGAAGCCGAUCUCAAAAAGGCCUACCGCAAAAAGGCGCUACGGCUGCAUCCAGACAAGGGCGGUGACCCAGAACUCUUCAAAGAAGUGACCCACGCAUACGAAAUCCUGUCAGAUCCCCAGAAGCGAAGUGUAUACGAUGCGCGCGGAGAGGCUGGCCUCACCGAUGCUGGCGGCAUGGGUGGCAUGGACCCCCAAGACCUCUUCAGCCAACUCUUCGGCGGCGGCGCAUUCUUCGGAGGCGGAGGCCCUACGCGCUCGCAAGGCCCGCGCAAGACAAAAGACCUCGUCCACCGCGUGCACGUCACGCUCGAGGACCUCUACAAGGGCAAGACCACCAAGCUCGCGCUCACCCGCAACGUCAUCUGCGCCAAGUGCAGCGGCAAGGGCGGCAAGGAUGGCGCUGUACGCCAGUGCAACUCGUGCUCCGGCCGCGGCAUCAAGGUUACGCUCCGCCAGAUGGGCCCGAUGAUCCAGCAGCUCCAACAGCCCUGCGACGAGUGCAGCGGCACGGGCGAGAUCAUCAACCACAAGGACAAGUGCAAGACCUGCAACGGCCGCAAGGUCGUCUCGGAGAAGAAGAUGCUCGAGGUCCACAUCGACAAGGGCAUGCGCGGCGGCCAGACGAUCACCUUCCGCGGAGAGAGCGAUCAGGCGCCAGGAGUCACGCCCGGAGAUGUCAUCAUUGUCAUCGAGGAGAAGCCGCACGAGAGGUUCAAGCGGCAAGAGAACGACCUGUUCUACGAGCAAGAGGUCGAUCUCUUGACGGCGUUGGGCGGUGGUCAAUUCGCUAUCAGGCAUCUAGACGACCGCGCGCUCAUCGUCAACAUUGCGCCUGGCGAGGUUUUGAAGCACGACGAGCUGAAGGUGAUUCGCGGUCAGGGCAUGCCCUCACAACGACACCACGAGCCCGGGGAUCUCUUCGUCAGGAUAUCCGUCAAAUUCCCCGACAGCAUCAACCCCGAGGUUAUUCCUCUGCUCGAGCAAGCAUUGCCUCCCCGUGAGCCUCUGGAGAAGUUCCCACCAUCCAUCCACCUCGAAGAGGUUGAGCUGGAUGAGGUCGAUGCACGACAGCGGGAGCGAGCGGCGGGUGAGGACGCGAUGGACGAAGACGACGAACAUCCACGCGUCCAGUGCGCGAACCAGUAGUGUCCUGGAGUCGCGCGGGAUGCUUGGAUCAUGGACAUCAUAUCUCCACACGCUGCUCCGUGGUGGCAUUGUAUUACUGAUAGAAGCGGCCGUGGAGACGAGGAGGAGUAGUGUGUAUCGAUUACUGUUGCAUUGUCUACCGCAUUCGCUUUGCACCUCAUUCAUAGUUUACGUCACCUAGUAGCAUCACUCGCUAGAUGUUGCGACAGCACAUUGUUCUGAUAGCAUGGGUUCUUGGUCUCUCGUGUGUUUUGCGCGUGUCGAGGGAGCGAAAGAAAGAUUUGAAUGGCGAGGAUGCGAGACGCGCCUGGCACGUGAACGCGAACUUGAACCGCCACCGCCGUCGUUGGCCUCGUUCUGACCUCACCGCGACCCCGCUCUCUGCCCCUCCCCACAGCCAUCCCCAACCCUGUCUUUGCUCCGACCUGCUCUGCGAUCGCUGCUGGCCUAAGCUGUAAUCGCACGACACGCCUUUCCGCCUUGACAUCAAACACGCCCCCCAUGGCCACCCCGUACAAUCCCAGCGAAUCUUCAGGACCUCCGCGCAGGCCAGACAUGAAGCGCAAGCUCGUCGUCGUCGGUGACGGUACGCGUUCAUCUCAGCAUCCUGCCUUCGCCCCCACCUAAACGUUCGCUCGCGAAGGUGGUUGCGGGAAGACGUGCUUGCUCAUCGUGUACGCGGAGAACAGGUUCCCAGAAGUGAGUGACGAAUUCUACCGCCCCCUCUCGCCCUGUCGUAUUCAUCACGGCUGCAGG
Messenger RNA from Dichomitus squalens LYAD-421 SS1, 2186 nucleotides. RefSeq lists its product as uncharacterized. Gene Ontology annotation, molecular function: ATP binding; Hsp70 protein binding. Gene Ontology annotation, cellular component: cytosol; cytoplasm; nucleus. Lineage: Eukaryota; Fungi; Basidiomycota; Agaricomycetes; Polyporales; Polyporaceae. Gene Ontology annotation, biological process: response to heat; protein refolding. The record is from RefSeq and is a predicted model, not a curated record. The coding region runs from base 231 to 1430 and encodes 399 amino acids. The transcript is spliced from 6 exons.